Molecule: messenger RNA, 2207 nt
Organism: Scomber japonicus (chub mackerel)
Lineage: Eukaryota; Metazoa; Chordata; Actinopteri; Scombriformes; Scombridae
Gene: csrnp1b
Product: cysteine-serine-rich nuclear protein 1b
Exons: 5
Coding region: 187-1974 (595 amino acids)
Biological process (GO): regulation of transcription by RNA polymerase II
Cellular component (GO): nucleus
Molecular function (GO): DNA-binding transcription factor activity, RNA polymerase II-specific; sequence-specific DNA binding
Source: RefSeq, a predicted model, not a curated record
CGCUUCAGCUGGUACGGAGCCCCGUACGGCAGACACACACAAGACAAUAGCACCCGAGGAUAAACGCUGUUAUUCGUUUGUGCCAUUUGGAUUACUACACUGUUAUCCCACCGGCUGUUUAUCCAGCGCUAUUUUGUCCCUAAUGGUGAUCGGAUACUUGAAUUGGUGAUUGUUCACACUAACGCCAUGAGUGGGCUUCUCAAGAGGAAGUUUGAGGAGGUGGAUGAGGACCCAUGCUACUCCUCGCCCUCCUCCCUCUCCUCUGCCUGCUCAGGCUGGGACUCGGAGGGGGAGAGCUGCUACUCGGACACCCUGGAUUCCACUCCCAGCAACCCCAGCUCCCCAGCGACAAAUUUCAAUACAACAUCCAUCCUCAAGAAAUCAAAGAGGGCGCGACGGGGCAAUGUUACCUUUGACCAGGUGACGGUGUUCUUCUUUCCUCGGUGUCAGGGCUUCACUAGUGUUCCCAGUCGAGGAGGAUGCACUCUGGGUAUGAUGCAGCGCCACAGCGCGCUCCGCACAUACACACUUGCUGAGUUUGCUGUGGAGCAGCGGCUCCUACGCCGGGAAAAAUUCCUCAACAGACUCAGGGAAGAGAAACUGGAGGCUCUCAAACUGAAGCUGACUAAGAAUGGAACCCAGGAGAGCGAGGAGGCGGAACAGUUGACGGUAGACGACAUCCCUGAACAGGACAUCGACAUCGGUGGAGCCAACCUUGACGAAGGCUCUUUCCUCCAGCCUUACCCGUCUAAACGUCGCUACGCACUGCUAAAAGCAGCCGGUGUGAAGAAGAUCGACAAAGAGGAGAAGAGGCAGCUGCACGAGCUGAGGAUCUCCAGGGAGAACUGCGGUUGUGACUGUCAGGGCUUCUGUGAGCCAGAGACCUGUAGCUGCAGCCUGGCUGGCAUCAAAUGUCAGAUGGACCAUUCCUCCUUCCCAUGUGGCUGUACCAAGGACGGCUGUGGGAACACAGAAGGUCGCAUUGAGUUUAACUCCACCAGGGUACAGACGCAUUACAUCCACACUAUCAUGAAGCUGGAGCUGGAGAAGAGGCUGGAGGAGCAGUCUAGCACAGAAGAGGAGGAAGAGAACACGAGUGAAGCCACCCUAUUGCAGACUACCCCUCACGGAUCCCUUGGUUUACCCAUUCAGGCCGAACACCCCUCCAUACCCGCAGUGCCCUCCUUCCCCUUUAACUCAGAUCUGGCGGCAGCUGGAGAGAACAGUUGCAGCAGUGAUAUGACAGACUUAUCAGACUCUUCAGGUCAGAGUGAGUACUCCGAGGUAGGCGAGAGCCUGUGUGAGCAUCGCACCCAGCUGGAUGUCGAUGAAAAAGGCCUUAGCCGUAUCCUCAGUUUUAGCGACACAGAGAACUGCUCAAGAAGUAGCAGGGACGGUGGGGAUAAGAACAGUAAUAACACUUGCUGCCCAGAUCAACGGCAAGUGCAACAGCAGCCGUCUACCGAGGCAUUUAGUAGCUUUAGCAUGGUGGAUUUUGCUGACGAGAAUGACAAUAUAGACGUUGCAUUGUUGGACUCUGCAAACGAUCACACAGACAAUCGAGCAACAGCCAUCUCAGAACUUUUGGAUGAGAACGCCAACCAGGGAAAUGCCCUGUUCCAUAGCAGUAGUGUGCCACACACACCCUCCCCCACCAUCGAUCGCUCAGCGAGCUAUAACAUGGACUUGAGCCUCUCCUCAGAGUCAGACCUAGAGUUCUUUGAUGGUUUCCCCUGCUUGGGGCCCAGCUCACUCUACAACUCCCUCAAGGAGUACGAACACAUGGACAACUUUUUUCAGUUUCAGUUGCCUAGUUACCCCAGCCUCCCUCCGGCUAGUGACCCCGGGACCUGCCUUCUGGAGUCACUGAUUGGCCUUUCAGAAUCUGUCCCAGAACCCCCUGCCACAUUUACAGACAAUCAGCUGUUGGAGGAAGCCAUGAAAUUGUCUGUGAUGGAGUCUGUGAAAGUUUGACAAAACGUGAAAAUUUGUGGACAGUACAAGAAGAAAACAGGGGGUUUUCGGGGGGACUGUACAUGCACAUAAGAUGUCAAUGUCAACAUGUUUGGUUUUUGGAGGAAGCUGUGAUUUCCCUCUUGCCUAAUAAAUGUUUAAAUUCCAGACUUGCCUUCAAAACGUUAGCAAAGCAGUUUGGGAGUAUUGCUGUGUGAGAUGGCAGCUAGUGUUAAAAGUGGAAAAGACACAAA